This is a messenger RNA of Solea solea (common sole), 765 nucleotides long. RefSeq names its product trace amine-associated receptor 13c-like. Gene Ontology annotation, cellular component: membrane. The coding region runs from base 1 to 765 and encodes 254 amino acids. The record is from RefSeq and is a predicted model, not a curated record. Gene Ontology annotation, biological process: G protein-coupled receptor signaling pathway. The transcript is spliced from 3 exons. Gene Ontology annotation, molecular function: trace-amine receptor activity. Lineage: Eukaryota; Metazoa; Chordata; Actinopteri; Pleuronectiformes; Soleidae.
AUGGAGGCUCCGGAGGAAGCUGAACUCUGCUUUCCCCACAUCAACACCUCCUGCAGGAAGACGACAGGUCCUUACGUGGAGACCAUGCUCACUUACACUGUGCUGUCCUGCAUCACGAUACUCACCGUGAUCCUAAACCUGCUGGUCAUCAUCUCUAUCUCACACUUCAAGCAGCUCCACACCAACACCAACCUCCUCCUCCUCUCUCUGGCUGUCACUGACUUCCUCGUGGGUCUCCUGCAGAUGCCACUUCUACUCCUCCAAAACCAAGGCUGCUGGUUCUUGGGCGACAUCAUGUGUGUCGUGCAUUAUUUCUUCGCUGCCCUCCUUGUCAACGUCUCAGUGGGAAGCAUGGUGCUCAUAUCAGUCGACCGCUAUAUAGCAAUUUGUAACCCCAUGUUUUACACCACCAGAGUCACUCUGACCAGAGCUCGGGCCAUGCGCUCUCACGUUGCAGUCGUCAAAGUGGAGCGUUCCCAGACUGUAAAAGCAAUGAAAUCUGAGAUUAAAGCAGCCAGGACUCUCGGUAUUGUAUUGAUAGUUUUUCUUCUCUGCUCAUGUCCAUAUUAUUGUUUUGCUGCAGCAGCUGAGAGUACCUCGCUUGGGGCAUCAUCUUCGGUCAUUAUGAUUUGGUUAAUCUACUUAAACUCAACCUUUAACCCUGUGAUUUAUGUCUUUUUCUACCCGUGGGUCAGAAAAACCAUCAAACACAUUUUUACUCUUCAGAUUCUGCAGCCUGGCUCCCGUGAAGUGAGUGUGAUGUAG